AUGUGCAUUCAGCGUAUUGACCACAGCCUGAAGGAGCGUAAGCGGCGUGGUAUUGAAAUCAUUCAGCCGAUGGACGAUACCAGCGUCGGCGCUUUGAUGACCUCGUUUCGAGGUAAACCCUUCCGCGGGGGCAUCAUGUGUGCGGACAAGAACGGAUCCUACCUGAUCUACCCGAAAUCUGUUUUCUCCAGACGGACCAUGUCCGGCUGUUGCGAGAGAGACCAGCGCUCCAUUACUGUUUUAAUCUUCUAUCGACAUACCAGCGCCCUUGCUUCCUUCCUUCCUUCCUCUGUACCUAUAUGUGAUCGUCGCUACGAUCGUUGUCGUCGUCUUUCCCGUGCCCAGCAGUUCGGGGGUGUUUUUGGCACUUCAAACGUCCGCAUGCCUCCCAGUGAGCGCGUUAAUUGUCUCAAGGUGACUCUCUACUGA
Molecule: messenger RNA, 429 nt
Organism: Dibothriocephalus latus
Lineage: Eukaryota; Metazoa; Platyhelminthes; Cestoda; Diphyllobothriidea; Diphyllobothriidae
Source: the annotation of a GenBank genome assembly